CUGUCAAAGGAUUAAAAAUUAUAUCUAAUAUGAAGUAUGUGUAUUAAAAACAGAUCUCUGCUUGGUAAAAAAAAGUCUCUAAGGUGAUCAAAAUGGUUUCUGGGGUGGAUUUUUUCAAGCUACACUUACUUUAUAAAUAGCGUUCCUAUGAGGCUCUACCAGUUUCAGUUUAUAGUAUCCAUCUGUUCACAGUGGCUUCUGGGUGCAAAAGCUAAGCAAUAGAGAAACAGCAAAAGUAUAGACAUAAUCAUAGCCCAGCCAACCUAAAUGUGUUCCUUCCUAUAGAAGGAACUUUUACUUUGAAUUAAUUAAUUAAUUAAUUCAUUCAUUCAUUCAUUCAUUUUCAAUUAAUUCCCCCUCCGUGACAAUUGACCCGAGGGCAUUUUCUAUCACUUCAGUUCUUGCAUUAUAAAGCUGUUUCUCUACUUUUUACCACUAAAAAUAUAAAAACGGGUCUUGCCUAGUACCAGAUCUAGUCUGUACGGAGGAGUAUGAAGAGCCUUGCAUGGACUGUAAUGGUAGUUGGAAUUGGGAAUCCAUUCUGCUUCCAGCCCAGACCAUGAUAUAUGGUCUUCAGAUAUAUAAGGAACCUAACCCCUCAUAAACAAGUGGAAGCAGACAUUCAUACAAUGUUAAAUAGCCACAGCAACAGCAAUAGCAAUGGCAACAACAAUAGUAAUAGUAAUACUUUACACAGGCACAAGAUGUGGCUGUUGAUUGCAAUCCUGGUUUUGACACAAGCAUCCGUGAACUCAGAAGAUGCCGUCGAGCAGAAAAAGGUCGUAAAUCCCGAGACUUUCAUGAAUGUUAGCCAAAUCAUCUGCCACAGAGGGUAUCUCAGUGAGGAGUAUGAAGUCCUGACUUAUGAUGGCUACUACGUCAGCCUUAACAGGAUUCCUUAUGGAAGAGCAAAUCCUAGGAACAGAGAGCCCAAGCCAGUUGUGUUUCUCCAGCACGGCUUACUCGGAGAAGGCAGCCACUGGGUGGAAAACCUAUCUAACAACAGCCUUGGCUUCAUACUCGCAGACUCUGGCUAUGAUGUCUGGCUGGGAAACAGCCGAGGGACGAGCUGGUCCCAGCGACACCAGCACCUUUCCGCUGACCAGGCUGAAUUCUGGGAUUUCAGCUUUCAUGAGAUGGCAAUGUACGAUCUCCCAGCCAUGAUCAACUUCAUCCUGCAGAAGACUGGACAGCAGCAGAUCUAUUACAUUGGCUACUCCCAGGGCUGCACGAUCGCAUUCAUUGCCUUUUCAUCCAUGCCAGAGCUGGCUCAGAAAAUCAAACUGUUUUUUGCCCUCGCUCCAGUAGUGACAAUCAAACAUGCCAGAAGUCCCAUCAUGAAACUGUCCUUCCUUCUAGACAGGCAAUUCAAGACGUUCCAGCUCCUGCUCGGCAGAACGGAUGCCUCGCUGCGGAUUAGGAAGAUGUGGAGGUUUCUCCCCCACCUCUGCAGGAACCCGCUGCUGCACAAGCCUUGUGCCAACCUCCUCUUCCUGCUGGGUGGCUACAAUGAGAAGAACUUCAACACGACACGGCUGGAUGUGUACACAUCUCACUAUCCAGAUAGGACAUCUGUCAAAACCAUGAUACACUGGGCCCAGGUGAUGAAAUCAGGAGAAUUCAAAGCCUUUGACUAUGGCAGUGAAAACCAAGCCGUGUACCACCAGGAGACACCUCCCUUGUACCAUGUGGAGGAGAUGCCCGUGCCCACCGCAGUGUGGUCAGGAGGAGAGGACUGGGCAGCUGACUGGAGAGACGUCAGCCUGCUACUGCCCCGCAUCACCCACCUUGUCACCUACGGCCACAUCCCCGACUGGAACCACUGGGACUUCAUCUGGGGCUUGGAUGCCCCUGAACGCCUCUACAACAGCAUCCUGGAACUGAUGGAGGGGUCUCAGUAGAGUGGUGGGUCCCCAGGGAGAUGCCAGUGGCCUGGCCCCUCUCCCUCAACUGGGACAUUCCAUGCUGUCCCCUCCUUACUGCUGGCCUGACACAGUUGUGGUGAUGGUGCUUCCCACACAGCCCUUGGUCAUCAGGGUUUGUCCUCCUCGCUUGGGAGCUCCUCAUGAACCAGUGAUGCUGCGCAGGCGGGCAGCACUGGGGCCAACUGAGGCAUCAGGGCAGGCAGGAGCCACCAGUCAAGCAGCCCUGCUGGAAAGGUGAUGCUGGAGGCACAUCCUGGCUGUGCAAGGGGGAUGUGGGGACCCUGCUGUGACCCCAGUGGGUUGGAGAUUAGAGCAUCCAACCCACAAGGAGAUGGGAAAGAGCUGGGAUUGUUGGGUCUGGCAUGGGGAGGUGGGGGGUGUCUGAGUCCAGCCCCUAGUCACAGCACAGAAAGGGAUGGAGGGGAUGAAUGGGUGUAUAGCCAUGGCUCCCCUAUGAAGCUGCCACCAGGCUGGUGUCCUGCUGCGGUGCAUAUCCCCUUCCAUGUGGUCCCAUCUCGCUACUUGCUGGAAAACCAGAGGUGGGGAAAAUACCUCCUAAAUAAAGAAUCAUCAGGAUUGAGGGAACUCUGAAGAUCAUCCAGUCCAAUCCCCUGGCAAGGCAGGGCCACCCAGAGCAGGUCACACAGGAAUGUGUCCAGGUGGGUUUAGAAUGUCUCCAGAAAGGGAGAUUCACAACCUCUCUGGGCAGCCUGUUCCAGUGCUCUGCCACCAUCAACAGAAAGAAGUUCUUCCUUGUGUUGUGGUGGAAGUUGUGUUUCAGCUUAUGGCCACUGCUCCUCGUCCUGUCGCUGGGCACCACUGACAAGAGCCUGGCACCAUCCCCCUGGCACCCACCUUUGAGAUACUGAUCUGCAUUAGUGUGACCCCCUCUCAGUCUGCUCUUCUCCAGACUAACCAGGCCCAGCUCUUAUAAUCUAUCCUCACAAGUGAUGCCCCAGAACCCUGAUCAUCUUUGUGGCCUCUUGUCUGUCUUGUACUGAGGAGCCCAGACCUGGAGACAGUGCUCCAGAUGUGGCCUCACCAGAGUAAGCAGAGGGGGAGGAUCCUGUCCCUCUAUCUGUUGCAAUACUCCUGCCUACGGCCCCCAAGAUACUCUUGUCCCUCCUGGCUUAAGGGCACGCUGCUGACUUCACCACUGAUCACAACAAUCUUCUGAGCUCUGCCCUUCACAGAAUCACAAUGUGGUUUGGGUUGGAAGGGACCUUAAAGCUCAUCCAGUUCCAACCCCUGCCAUAGGCAGGGACACCUUCCACUAGAGCAGGUUGCUCCAAGCCCCUGUGUCCAACCUGGCCUUGAGCACUGCCAGGGAUGGGGCAGCCGCAGCUUCUCUGGGCACCCUGUGCCAGCGCCUCAGCACCCUCACAGGGAAGAGCUUCUGCCUUAUCCCCAACCUGAACUUCCCCUGUUUCAGUUUGAACCCAUCACCCCUUGUCCUAUCGCUGCAGUCCCUGAUGAAGA
Messenger RNA from Pezoporus flaviventris, 3404 nucleotides. Its product is annotated as putative lysosomal acid lipase/cholesteryl ester hydrolase. NCBI's taxonomy places the organism in Eukaryota, Metazoa, Chordata, Aves, Psittaciformes, Psittacidae. Gene Ontology annotation, molecular function: hydrolase activity, acting on ester bonds. The transcript is spliced from 9 exons. Bases 567 to 1901 code for a protein of 444 amino acids. The record is from RefSeq and is a predicted model, not a curated record.